This is a messenger RNA of Eruca vesicaria subsp. sativa (arugula), 1027 nucleotides long. Lineage: Eukaryota; Viridiplantae; Streptophyta; Magnoliopsida; Brassicales; Brassicaceae. The record is from the annotation of a GenBank genome assembly.
UAUAGAUCGCCGUCGCUACUUCGCCGCGGAUUCUUCACCGGACUCAGUAGAUCUACCUUCUCACAUCCUCGAUCCGAUUGAUUCGUUGUUCGAAUCGGGAACCAAAUGGUGUAUCACUCGAGCUUCGUGGAAGAAGAAGGAAUAACAAAGGCAUGUGGCUGUCCUUUGCUUCCUCUUAAGAGCCACAUCAAGGGUCCUGCACCUGUUUCAGAACAAGGUAUAUUCAUAUCAAAAAUCAUCUUCGAGAGCAGUAAACAAAAGUUCAUUUUCAUGUUUGUUUGUUUUAUAUACGCAGACAAAACUGAUAUUGUGGACGAGGCAAUCACGUUUUUCCGCGCUAAUGUCUUCUUCACUAACUUCCCUAUCAAAAGCCCUGCUGAUAAGCUCCUUAUCUACUUGACUUUCUACAUAAACGUGGCGUUGAAGAGGCUCGAAGGGUGUAGAACAUUGGCUGUGGGAACUAAGGCGAUUAUCAACUUGGGUUUGGAGGAGGUUUCUGUUCCUGGGGAAACUGGGUUUCCUUUUCCAGGUCUCUUUUCGCUUCCUUCGUCUCAGGAAGAAGCAGAUCUUUUUAGGAACUAUUUGAAGCAGGUUCGCGAGGAGACUAGUGGGAGGCUACUGAGUGUAGCGUAUAGAGCUAAUGGGACACCAAACAAAUGGUGGCUUGCAUUCGCUAAGAGGAAGUUCAUCAACGUGGUUCUCCUCUAAUCAACAGAUUAUCCAUUAAAGCCCAUUACAAAUGAAGGGUUCCCAUACCUUUAGCUUCCUCUGCAUAGGUGCGCUUAAUCUUCAGAACCAGGAAUACGACAAUUUUAUAUGAGAGAAGAAAGCUUUCUCUCUGGGUUUCUCUAUAUACAUAUAUAUACGUAAGAAUGUGUGACAGACUGAGUAUUUUAUACGACUGUUUGGUGAUACAAAGAUCAUAGUUAAUGAGAAGAUUCGUUUGUUAUUACUUUAGAUUAGUAGAGUUCAUGUCCAAAGUAUUAUCAGAAUAUACACAACUGUGUCUGAACCUAAUUAAGCCCUG